Messenger RNA from Angiostrongylus costaricensis, 969 nucleotides. The record is from the annotation of a GenBank genome assembly. Lineage: Eukaryota; Metazoa; Nematoda; Chromadorea; Rhabditida; Metastrongylidae.
GUGGAUGAAUUUAGUGACAGUUCUAGUGUGAAUCCAAUCGAUACUUUGAUGGUGAAAGGAUAUGGUGAUGAGAUUCUCGGAACAUGGAAACGAGUGGAAACCUGUGAUUCCACAGCGAGUCGCUUUCCCUUAGUUCCUGGCAGAGAUUGCUCGGGUAUUGUGGAAACGGUUGGACCAGGAGUGAAAGGAAUUGUUCCUGGGGAUAAGGUGAUAGCAGUGAUUCCUGCAACUUUGCAAGGUUCGCAUGCUGAAUAUGUCGUGACGGAAGAAUCCUGCUGCUCCAGCAUGCCGUCUAAUCUCGACUUCCCCCAAGCUGCUGCCAUACCGUACGUAGCGAACACUGUCUGGGCUGCACUUGUUUCUGUGGCAAGGAUGAAUCCACGAUCUAAACCAACUGAACGAGUGUUAAUUCAUGGUGGCGCUGGUGGUUUGGGCACCAUGGCGAUUCAAAUGUUGAGAGCAUGGGGUGCCGACAAAAUAGUAGCUACAUGCUCUGACGAUAGUGCAGAAAUGGUACGGAAACUUGGAGCCAUUCCUAUCGACUAUCGAUCGUCAAACGUUCGAGAGCAUCUUGUUGCGGAAGGACCUUAUGAAGUGAUCUUGGAUUGCGUAGCCUCUGAUCUGGCCAGGUGGAGUGAUAAGACAAUGGGUGUUUGGCGCAAUUGCAUACAUGUGUCCGUCGUCACUCCGUUGUUGAGAGAAACUGACAGACAUGGGCUUGUGAUGGGGUUAUCAUCAACUGCGGUCAAAUAUUUGUGCAGAAGUUAUGAGAGUGCUCUUCGAGGACAAUGGUUUUCAUAUGCGUUCUUUGCACCUAACAAGGAAUGCAUGUUACAGCUAUCACGAUUUGCACAAGAAGGGAUGAUUGUCCCGAUAGUGGAACGAGUGCAUACAUUCGACGAACUUCCUGUAGUUUACGAAAAAGUGUCUGCUUUACGUGGUCGCGGCAAGACCGUUUUAACGUGGUAG